This is a messenger RNA of Solea senegalensis (Senegalese sole), 691 nucleotides long. Its product is annotated as leucine-rich repeat serine/threonine-protein kinase 1-like. The record is from RefSeq and is a predicted model, not a curated record. Bases 44 to 307 code for a protein of 87 amino acids. NCBI's taxonomy places the organism in Eukaryota, Metazoa, Chordata, Actinopteri, Pleuronectiformes, Soleidae. The transcript is spliced from 2 exons.
GUGUGUGAACUGUUUGUCGUCUUCCAGACGCGGAGGUGAUGUGAUGGUCAUUGAGGUGCAGUCACAUGGUGAUCAGCUGACGGGGCGUGUUAUCGCUGUCCUCCGCCCACCUCAGUGUUCGUCUUUAGGGGUCCUGCAGGAGGCAGCACUAGUGGCCCACGACACGGUGGUGUGUGGCUUUCAGCAGGAGAACAGCGCGUGGUGCCUGUGUGUCUGGAGAGGCUGGGGCUGCAGCGAGCUGGAACUCUUCUACCAGUCAUACGAGGAGCUGAGCCGUCUGGAGAGCAGCAUGAGGAGAAGGAGGUAGCACAGAGCGGCAGUGUUCACAGCAGGAGGUGCUGACAGGAGCGGGAGGAGGCGCUGCCUCACACUGACCACAGGGGGUUCAAACUGACAAAAACCUCCUGCUCAUCCCUGAGCUUUGUAAUCAUACACACGCACGCGCGAUGGUACGCUCCAUGUGAAGUCAAUCACCGUCACUGUUAGAUUAGACAGCAUGCUGAUCUCAUGCUCAUGUUUUCAUGCGUUCACACUCUCAUGCGUUCACGCUUUCAUAUGUUCAUGCUUUCAUGCAUUUGUUCUUUCAUGUGUUCAUGCAUUUAUGCUUUCAUGCGUUCAUGCUUUCAUGUGUUCAUGCAUUCACUUGUUCUUGCUUUCAUGCGCUCAUGUGUUCAUGCGUUCAUGUUUUCAU